Podarcis raffonei (Aeolian wall lizard) is the source of this 890-nucleotide messenger RNA. It is a transcript of the gene OSTF1, whose product is annotated as osteoclast stimulating factor 1. Gene Ontology annotation, molecular function: protein binding. The record is from RefSeq and is a predicted model, not a curated record. NCBI's taxonomy places the organism in Eukaryota, Metazoa, Chordata, Lepidosauria, Squamata, Lacertidae. The transcript is spliced from 10 exons. The coding region runs from base 33 to 677 and encodes 214 amino acids. Gene Ontology annotation, biological process: signal transduction.
CGCCGCCUGGCUGCGCCUCCCCUCGCGCAGCGAUGUCCAAGCCGCCCCCGAAGCCGGCCAAGCCAGGACAAGUCAAAGUUUUUAGAGCCUUGUAUACAUUUGAACCCAGAACUCCAGAUGAACUGUAUUUUGAAGAAGGAGAUAUUAUCUACAUUUCGGAUAUGAGUGACACAAAUUGGUGGAAGGGAACCUGUAAAGGAAGAACUGGACUAAUCCCCAGCAACUAUGUGGCUGAACAAGCAGAAUCCAUUGACAACCCACUACAUGAAGCUGCCAAGAGAGGAAACCUGAGCUGGCUGAGGGAGUGUUUGGAUAACAGAGUUGGUGUCAAUGGCUUAGACAAAGCUGGGAGCACAGCCUUGUACUGGGCAUGCCAUGGUGGACACAAAGAUAUAGUGGAAGUAUUAUUGACGCAGCCAAAUGUAGAACUAAACCAACAGAAUAAACUGGGGGACACAGCUUUGCAUGCUGCUGCAUGGAAGGGUUAUGCAGAUAUCGUAGAAACACUGCUGGCAAAAGGUGCUAGAACAGAUUUAAGAAAUAAUGAGAAGAAAUUGGCUUUUGACAUGGCAACUAAUGCAGCAUGUGCUUCCCUCCUUAAAAAGAAACAAGGACAAGACAUAAUGCGAACCUUAAGCAAUGCAGAUGAAUACCUUGAUGAUGAAGACUCCGACUGAACUGCCUUAAUACUGUCUAAAGAUGUUCAGCUUUUUGUGCCUCCACCUUUCUCAAAUUCUUCCUCUGACUACCAAAAGUGUACUUUUCUCAUAUACAUAGCAAUGUAACAUCAUAGCUAUUCCCUCCACAGGGUCAAAAUAUGCCCCUUCCCAGUACUUAAGGUCCAAAAAUUCUCUAGUUGCUUUUAAAUAAAUUGGCUAGGUGAGAGCAUG